AUGGAUGGCUACCAUUUCCCAGAGUGGGCUUACAAGACAGAGUCGAGCCCGGGCUCCAGGCAGAUCCAGCUGUGGCAUUUCAUCCUGGAGCUGCUGCAGAAGGAGGAGUUCAGGCACGUCAUCGCCUGGCAGCAGGGCGAGUACGGCGAGUUCGUCAUCAAGGACCCCGACGAGGUGGCGCGGCUCUGGGGGCGCAGGAAGUGCAAGCCCCAGAUGAAUUAUGACAAGCUCAGCCGGGCUCUCAGGUUUUAUUACAACAAGAGGAUCCUGCACAAGACCAAGGAAAGAUUCACCUACAAAUUCAACUUUAACAAAUUGGUGAUGCCCAAUUAUCCCUUCAUCAACAUCCGCCCCAACGGCGUGGUCCCGCAGAGCGCCCCGCCCGUCCCCACCGCCUCCUCCCGCUUCCACUUCCCCCCUCUGGACCCUCACUCCCCCACCGAGGACCCCCAGCCGCGCUUCCCGCCGCCCUCCCUGCUCCAACCUCACCCCGAAAAUUUGGCCGAUCCCUCCUCCGCGGCCGACAGGAAAGCCGAACCCACCGAGCUGGACGAGAACCCGGAUUGGCGCCGCGACCUCCUGGCUCCAUCCGCCAGCACCGCCGCGCCCAAACGCAAACCCGACGUGGUUCUUCCACUCUUCUCCAGACCGGGAAUUUUCCCGGGAUCAUCAUCACAGCCCUUUCGCCGUCUCGCCGUUACCGGGGAGUCCGGCGUGCUCAACGUUCCGAUUUCUCCGGCGCUGUCGUUGACGCCGACGCUUUUUUCCUACAGCCCCUCGCCGGGGUUGAGCCCGUUCGCGGGGAGCAGCUGCUUCUCCUUCAACCCCGAGGAGAUGAAGCAUUACCUGCACUCCCAAGCUUGUUCUGUGUUUAAUUAUCACCUGAGCCCUCGGACUUUUCCUCGGUACCCGCUGGUGGUGCCGCCCCUGCAGUGCAGUGUUCCGUUGGAGGAGCAGCCGCAAUUUCCCGAUCAAGCUCCAACCUCCGCCGGGCCCGGCCGGAAAAACCGGGAGAGGUUGGAGAGCCCUGAAGGAGCGAAUCCACAAAUUGCCAACGCUCCCAGGGUCAAGGUGGAGCCGGAAAAAGAGGAGGAGGAGGAGGAGAAAUUGGGGGAGAAAGAGGAAGAAGAGGAGAAAACGGCGAUUUUCGCCCGGCCGGCGGCUCCGGCGUGGAUCCCGAUGCCGGCUCAACCGGGAUCGUCCGGAGAUGAGAACGUGGAGAAACCAUCCAAGGAAAUUUCUGGAGAUGCUGGAGGGCAGGAGAAGAGGGAGGACGCGCUGAUGCCGCCGAAACUUCGGCUGAAACGGCGCUGGAACGGAGAUUCCCGUCAGGAAAUUCCCGAGGAUUCCCGGCAAAACGGGAUCUGGCACCUCCCCAAAGCCGUGGCCACCGCCCUCCGACACCUAAUCCCGGCUGGAAAAACAAAAAAAAAAAAUCCAAACAACACAAAAAACCCCACAAAACAAAACCUUGGAAAACACCCGGAAAAUUCCGUUGUAUUUAUGUAGCAAGGUUGCAGUUCGGGAUAAAAAAAGGUGGGGAGGGGCGGGGAGAAUUUUUUUUUUUUUUUGGGGGGAAUUUUUAGGGAAUUUUUAGGGCAAUUUUAGGGGGUGGGGAAAAUUAAAAAUAUAAAAGGGGAGGGAAGAUGAAAAUGAGGGUGGGGUUUGUGUUGGGUUUUUUUUUUUUUUUUGUUGGUUUUUUUUUUUUUGUGUAUCGUUGACUUUGCAGGUGAAGACGCCGGAAUUCCCGCUCGGUUUUGCCGGGAAAAACCCGGCUCAAAACUUCAGGACUGGGAUGGAGGAAAUUCCAGAAAAUUCCUCAGGGGUUCCUCCCCCUCGAGGUCUUUGGGACUUGAGGAAUCUCCAAAUCCAGCGAGUUUUUUUUGGGAAUUUAUUUUUUAAUUCAUGGAUUUGACGUUUUCCCGGCUGUCCAAGAGCUGGAUUGGUUUUUUUAUUUUUAAUUUUAUUUUAAUUUUUUUUUUUGUUGGAAAAGGAGGAGCUUGGAAUUUUGCACUGUCCACAGAGCAGGGUUGGGAUGGGGGGAACAAAAAAAAAAAAUCAAAAUAUUCAGGAAAGGACUCGGAAAAUCGGGAUGGAAACCGCGGAUUUCCGGG
Messenger RNA from Catharus ustulatus (Swainson's thrush), 2114 nucleotides. RefSeq names its product ETS variant transcription factor 3 (gene ETV3). NCBI's taxonomy places the organism in Eukaryota, Metazoa, Chordata, Aves, Passeriformes, Turdidae. The record is from RefSeq and is a predicted model, not a curated record. Gene Ontology annotation, cellular component: nucleus. Gene Ontology annotation, molecular function: DNA-binding transcription factor activity, RNA polymerase II-specific; sequence-specific DNA binding. Gene Ontology annotation, biological process: cell differentiation; regulation of transcription by RNA polymerase II.